CGUGCCAUAAGUUGCAUUUGGUAGCUUGGUGUCGCCGGCCCAAAAUGAAAAUUCUUAAUUUCGUGCUCCCCCUAAUUUUUUUAUGUUUGAAAUUGUGUGAAAGCAAGCCUAAAAUUCAAAAUGCAUUGAUGUAUCUUUCACAAUAUGGCUACUUGGAACCUAAUGCUAUGGGUAAUAGCUCAUUGGUAAAUGCAAAAACGUUCAAGAAAAGUUUGAAAGAAUUUCAAUCAUUCGCAGGAAUACCUAGAACUGGAAAACUGGAUAAACUCACAUUGGAAGUAAUGAGCUCGCCAAGAUGUGGUAUUGGAGACAAGGUUGGCACUCCUGGAAGGACGAAACGAUAUGUGACACAGGGGAGCAAGUGGCGUAGCAAAAGUCUCACCUAUAAGAUAACGAAGUAUACGAAUAGCCUUGGACGUGAAGAGGUAGACAAAGCGAUACAAGACGCCUUCAACUUAUGGUCGAAAUACACAGAUUUGACAUUCGAACGGUCAGACAGAGGUAAGAUAGACAUCAGGUUCGAAGAGAGAAAUCACGGUGAUAACAGCGCCUUUGAUGGACCAGGAGGAGUAUUAGCUCAUGCCUACUUUCCUCAAUUUGGCGGUGCUACCCACUUCGACGACUCUGAACCAUGGAUUAUUGGAGCUGGCUCAGGCAUAAAUUUGUACCAGGUAGCAGCUCAUGAAUUCGGUCAUGCUCUUGGCCUCAGCCACUCUCAAGUAAAUGCUGCUCUUAUGGCACCAUUCUACAAGAGACAGUGGAACAACGAUCUUGAUCGAGAUGAUAUAACUGGAAUCCAGAAAUUAUAUGGAGGAAAAGGAGGUGGAACCGAUCCAGCUCCUCCACCAGAACCAGCUCCUCCAGAAGAACCAGCUCCUCCACAAGAACCAGCUCCUCGUCCUCGAAUUCCAGGAUUUCCAGGUUUUCCGGGAUUUCCAGGUUUUCCAGUUUUUCCUGGUUUUCCGAGAACACCUCGGUUCUUUCCCGGAUUUCCACGCCAUUAUCCUGGAUUUCCUAUUCACCGUCGUGUUUUCAGGGUUAACUUUUGAAGUCGCGGGAAAAUAUACACAAAAAUACAAAAAUUGUAAUUAGGUGGUUUUUGAAUAAAAUUUAUGAGAA
Molecule: messenger RNA, 1119 nt
Organism: Coccinella septempunctata (seven-spotted ladybird)
Lineage: Eukaryota; Metazoa; Arthropoda; Insecta; Coleoptera; Coccinellidae
Product: matrilysin-like
Exons: 5
Coding region: 45-1049 (334 amino acids)
Biological process (GO): extracellular matrix organization; proteolysis; collagen catabolic process
Cellular component (GO): extracellular matrix
Molecular function (GO): zinc ion binding; metalloendopeptidase activity
Source: RefSeq, a predicted model, not a curated record